AUGGAGCUGAGGAAGAGCGCGGAACCGCUCCCAGGGCGAGCGGUGGCUCUCAUCCUGCUGCUCCUUUGCGUGUCGGGGAUGAGAGCAGAAACCGCCCUGUACUCGGUGCCCGAAGAGGCGGAGAGAGGCUCCUUUGUGGCGAAUAUCGCUAAGGAUUUGGGACUGACGGGUGAGGAAUUAUCGGCUCGACAGGCUCGGCUCGUUCCUGACGGAGAAAAGCAGUAUUUACAGUUGAACCAACACACCGGGGAUUUGGUGGUGCGAGAGCAGAUGGACCGGGAGGAGCUGUGCGGGCAGACUGAGCCCUGCCUGGUGCGUUUCGAGGUGCUGCUGGAGAGCCCACUGCAGUCCUUCCGAGCUGAGGUAAGCCUCACCGACAUAAAUGAUCAUGCUCCCGUGUUCUUAAAUAAAGAGAUAGUUUUAAAGAUCCCGGAAAGUGCAAUGCCGGAGGCUCGAUUUUUGUUGGAAAGCGCUCAGGAUCCAGAUGUGGGGAACAACAGUCUUCAGCAUUACAAUAUCAGCUCGAACGACUAUUUCCAUAUCUACACCCGGAGGCGGAGUGAUGGCAGGAGGUACGCCGAGCUGGUGUUGGACCGAGCCCUGGACCGGGAGCAGCAGGCAGAAGUGACUUUCAGUGUCACGGCUGUGGACGGUGGGUCUCCACCGCGCUCUGGUACAGCCUUAAUCCGCGUGGUAGUCCUGGAUACAAAUGACAACAUCCCGGUAUUUACCCGUAGUCUGUAUAAAGUCCGAGUAUUAGAAAACAGCGCCGAGGAUACCCCAGUGGUGGUGGUGUCUGCUAGCGAUUUAGACUCAGGAACGAAUGGGGAAAUAGUUUAUUCCAUAGUUCAAAACUCAGAGGAAAAUCUCCAGACGUUUAAAAUAAAUCCAGAGACAGGGCAGAUUGGACUCAAAAAGACGGUGGAUUAUGAAGAAACAAAGACCUACGAGAUAGACGUCCAGGCCACAGACGGAGGGGGUCUGUCCGCGCACUGUAAGGUGGAGGUGCAGGUGGAGGACGUGAACGACAACGCCCCCGAGGUGGUCAUCACCUCCCUCACCAGCACCCUCUCGGAAGCCGCCCCGCCGAACACCGUGGUGGCCCUCUUCAACGUGCGGGACCGGGACUCAGGGGACAACGGCAGGACGAGCUGCGAGCUGCCGGGCGAGCAGCCCUUCAGCAUCACGCCGCUGGCGGCCGACGCGUACGCACUGGUGACAUCGGAGGCGCUGGACCGGGAGGAGGUGGCAGAGUACAACGUGACGGUGCGGGCCCGCGACGAGGGCUCCCCCGCGCUCUCGGCGUCCAAGACGCUGCUCGUGCGGCUCUUGGACGUGAACGACAACGCGCCCACCUUCGCCCAGGCAGUUUACACAAUGGUGCUGAGCGAAAACGAGCCCGCGGGGACAAGCCUGGGCCGUCUGAGCGCCACGGACGCGGACGCGGGAAAAAACGCCCGCGUGAGAUAUGCGCUGGAGCCGCCCCCGCCGGGCGCACCCGCCGCUGCAUCCUUCGUGUCCGUGGACACGGAGCGUGGAACCCCGCCGCGCUCCGCCACCGCCACCCUCGGCAUCGCCCUGGUGGACGGCUUCCCCGACGCCUUCCUCCAGCUCAACCACGCUCCUGCGGGGAGGCCGCAGCAGCAGCCGCAGGCGGGCGAGGAGGAGGACCUGCUCACCGCCUACCUCAUCGCCUCCCUGGGCUGCGUCUCGUCGCUCUUCCUCCUGUCCGUCCUCGCCUUUUCGGCGGCCAAGCUCUGCAAGGCUCGCCUCCGGGCACGCCUUUCGCCCCCCUCUGCCCGCUGCUACGCUGACGGCGACUUCGCCACCGGCGGCGCGGACGUGGCCGGCGCGGGCACUCUCUCGGCGGCUUACCGCUACGAAGCGUGCCUGACCACCGGCUCGGGGGGCAGCCACUUUCCGUUCCUGCGGAUCCGCGAGACGGAGGCUGUCCGCCGCCCCGACAUGGCGAUCGCAAGGCAAGUGCUUUGUCUCUCUGCUUUCCUCUCCCUGCCGCACGCUCGCGCCGAGCCCAUCCGCUACUCCGUAGCCGAGGAGGCGGAGAGCGGCUCCGUGGUAGCCAACGUGGCGGAGGACGCGGGGCUGGCCCCGGCGCAGCUCUCGGCUCGCCGCGCCCGCCUGGCCUCGGAGGACGGCCGGCAGCACUUUCGCUUAGACCGCGGCACCGGCCGCCUCGUAGUGGCGGAGAGGCUGGGGCGGGAGGAGCUGUGCGGGCAGGCCCGUACCUGCACGCUCCCCUUCGAGCUGCUGCUGGCAAACCCCCUGCAGUUCUUUCGGGUCGAGGUGGCCGUGGAGGACAUCAAUGACCAUUCGCCCGUUUUCCCGGAGGAGCGAGUCACUUUUACGAUCCUGGAAACGAGCAACCCGGGCUCGCGUUUCCCGCUGGAGGGGGCUCGGGACCUGGAUGUUGGCAGCAACGGUGUCCAGGCUUACAGCAUCGCUCCCGAGAACGAGUACUUUAGUGUCUCCUUUGGGAGUCGGAGUGAGGACGACAAGUAUGUUGAACUGGUCUUGGAAAAGGCGCUGGACAGAGAGGAGCAGGCAGAGGUGGCUUUCAGUCUCAUUGCCACAGAUGGGGGCUCUCCGCCCAGGAGCGGGACCACCCAAAUCCGCAUUGUCGUUCUAGAUGUCAAUGACAAUGCUCCGGUUUUCACACAGAAGGUGUACGUUGGGCAGGUUUUGGAAAACGCGCCAGAGGGCUCUGUGGUUCUCAGCGUGGCAGCAAGCGAUCGGGAUGUGGGAGUUAAUGGGGACAUCACCUAUCAGUUCAGCCAAGCAGUGGGCCAGAGCCCCUCAGCAUUCGCAAUUGACCCCACGAGCGGUGAAAUUAAACUCAGGAAGCCUCUGGACUUUGAGGCGGCAGAGAAUCACGAGCUCAGUGUGCGGGCCACAGACGGCGGGGGCCUCUCGGCAAUCUGCAAGGUGUUGGUGGAGGUGGUGGACGUGAAUGACAAUGCACCGGAGCUGGUGGUCAGUUCCUUCAGCAGCCCCCUCCCCGAGAAUGCAUUACCUGGGACAGUGGUCGCCCUCUUUACUGUCAGGGACCGGGAUGCCGGUGCCAACGGGAAGAUCUCCUGUGCCCUUGAGGACCAGCUAUUGUUCUCCCUGCGGCUGGCCUAUAAGAAUUACUACGAGCUGGUGACCGUGAGCGCUCUGGACCGGGAGGAGACGGCUCGGUACAUCCUCACUGUCACGGCUGCAGACGCAGGGUCACCUCCUCUCACAACGACCCAGACCUUCACGGUGGACGUCUCCGAUGUCAACGACAAUGCACCUGUCUUCAACCAGACAUCGUACACCAUGUACGUGCGUGAGAACAAUGUCCCCACGGCGCUCGUUGGAGCCGUCAGCGCCUCGGAUGCUGAUGUGGGGCCCAAUGCCAAGGUGACCUAUUUCCUGGCCCCAGCCCACUCCGCAGAGCGGCCUCCCUGCUCCUGCAUCUCUGUGAACUCUGAGAACGGGCACGUGUUUGUGCUGCGGCCUCUGGACUAUGAGCAGGUGAGGCAGAUCGAGGUCUUGGUGAGCGCCUCCGAUGCGGGGUCACCUCCCCUCAGGGCCAACGUCACUGUCCGCCUUGUCGUGGUGGACGAGAACGACAAUGCGCCGCUGGUGCUGCACCCCGCGCAGGACAGCAGCCCACCCUCCAGCGAGCUGGUGCCCAUGUCGGCUGAGGCGGGGUACCUCGUCACCAAAGUGGUGGCCGUCGACGCCGACUCGGGGCAGAACUCAUGGCUCUCGUACCACCUGCUGAGGGCCACCGACCCCGGGCUCUUUGCGGUGGGUGCCCAAAGCGGGGAGGUGCGGCUGAGGAGGCCAGUGACGGAGAGAGACGCCGUGAAGCAGAAGCUCGUCGUCCUGGUGCGAGACAACGGGCGGCCACCGCUGUCGGCCACCGCGGCGCUGAGCGCACUCCUGCUCAAUGACUUCUCAGAUGUGCGCCUACGGCACAGCAGCCUGGCCACGGAGGACGAGGGCGGCUCCCUGACAACCUAUUUAAUCAUUUCACUGGUCUUCAUCUCGCUCCUCUUCCUCGCGUCCACAGCAGCCUUC
Pygoscelis adeliae (Adelie penguin) is the source of this 4071-nucleotide messenger RNA. Its product is annotated as protocadherin beta-15-like. Lineage: Eukaryota; Metazoa; Chordata; Aves; Sphenisciformes; Spheniscidae. The transcript is spliced from 3 exons. The record is from RefSeq and is a predicted model, not a curated record. The annotation marks the transcript as partial. Gene Ontology annotation, cellular component: plasma membrane. Gene Ontology annotation, biological process: homophilic cell-cell adhesion. Gene Ontology annotation, molecular function: calcium ion binding.